CUUCCCCGUUCCCCCCUCCCCUCCCUCCUCCUCCUCCUCCUCCUCCUCCUCCUCCUCCUGCUUCUCCCGGAACCGCCUCGCUGCUCCCGGCCCGGCCGCCCCCGCAGGAGGCAGAAAAUGAAAGCCGGCUGCAGCAUCGUGGACAAGCCCGAAGGAGGAGGGGGCUACCAUUUCCCAGAGUGGGCUUACAAGACGGAGUCGAGCCCUGGCUCCAGGCAGAUCCAGCUGUGGCAUUUCAUCCUGGAGCUGCUGCAGAAGGAGGAAUUCCGGCACGUCAUCGCCUGGCAGCAGGGGGAAUACGGGGAAUUCGUCAUCAAGGACCCCGACGAGGUGGCUCGGCUCUGGGGGAGACGCAAGUGCAAGCCCCAGAUGAAUUAUGACAAGCUCAGCCGAGCCCUCAGAUAUUACUACAACAAGAGGAUCCUGCACAAGACCAAGGGCAAAAGAUUCACCUACAAAUUCAAUUUCAACAAAUUGGUGAUGCCAAAUUAUCCCUUCAUCAACAUCCGACCCAACGGUGUCGUCCCUCAGAGCGCUCCGCCCGUCCCCACCGCCUCUUCCCGCUUCCACUUCCCCCCUCUGGAUCCUCACUCCCCCACCGACGAUUCCCAGCCGCGCUUCCCGCCGGGAUCUCUGCUCCAGCCUCACCCCGAAUCCCUGGCAGACGCCGACAGGAAGCCGGAAUCCUCGGAAUUGGAGGAAAACCCUUCGGAUUGGCGCCGGGAUCUGCUGGCUCCGUCUCAUUCCUCCGCCAGCGCCGCCGGUGCCGCCGGUGCCGCCGCCGCUCCCAAACGCAAACCCGACGUGGUUCUCCCGUUGUUUUCCAGACCGGGAAUUUUCCCGGAUCACCCUCACAGCCCUUUCGCCGUCUCCCCGCUGGCGGCGCGUCCCGGCGUGCUCAACGUUCCCAUUUCUCCGGCGUUAUCCCUGACCCCGACGCUCUUUUCCUACAGCCCCUCUCCGGGAUUGAGCCCCUUCGCCGCGGGGAGCAGCUGCUUUUCCUUCAAUCCCGAGGAGAUGAAGCAUUACCUGCAUUCCCAAGCCUGCUCCGUGUUCAAUUAUCACCUGAGCCCUCGGACUUUCCCGCGUUAUCCCCUGGUGGUGCCGCCCUUGCAGUGCCCGGUGCCGCUGGAGGAGCAGCCGCAAUUCCCCAUCAAGCUCCAACCUCCUCCCGCCGGCCGCAAAAACCGGGAAAGGCUGGAGAGCCCCGAGGCGGCUCCGCUGAAUCCCAGGGUGAAGGUGGAGCUGGAGGAGAAAGAGGAGAAAGGGGAAAAACGGGAUGAGGAAGAGGAGGAGGAGGAAGAGGGGAAAACGGUUUUCGCUCGGCCGGCAGCUCCGGCGUGGAUCCCGGCGCAUCCCGGUUUUUCCGGAGACGACAACGCCGAGAAAACAUCCCGGGAUUCCUCGGGAGACGCCGGCAACGCGGAGAAGAGGGAGGACGCCCUGAUGCCGCCCAAGCUGAGGCUGAAACGCCGCUGGAACGGAGAUUCCCGGCAGGAAAUUCCCGAGGAUUCCCGGCAAAACGGGAUCUGGCACCUCCCCAAAGCCGUGGCCGCCGCUUCCGACACCUAAUCCCGGGAAAAAAACCACAAAACAAAACAAAACAAAACAACAACAAAAAAAAACCUUGGAAAAAACGGCCGGAAAAGAAAUCCGUGUAUUUAUGUAGCAAGGUUGCCGAGAAAUUCGGGAUAAAAAGAGGGGGAGGGGGGGGGAGGGGGAGAUUUGGGAAUUUUUUGGGAAUUUUUCGGGAAUUUUUUGGGGUGGGGGAGGAUGAAGGGGGGGAGGGGGAGGGGAUUUUGGUUGUUUUUUGGUGGGGGGAGGGGUUUGUGUUGUUUUGGGUUUUUUUUUUUUUGUUGUUGUUUGAAUUUGCAGGUGGAAGACGCCGGAAUUCCCGGGAAAAAUAUUUGGGAAAACAACCGGAGCUUCAGCCACCGGCACGGAGGAAUUCCCGGGAUUUUUUUUGGGAAUCUCCGAAUCCCGGGGGAGGUUUUUUGGGGUUGUUUUUUUUUCCUUUUUUGGGAUUUUUUUGGGAUUUUUUAAUUGUAAUUUUUGGGGUUUUUUUGUGGGAAAAGGAGGAGCUUGGGAAUUUCCACACCGGGAAUUUUGCACUGUUCCAAAGGAGCCGGAUCAGGGAGAGAGAAAAGAGAGAGGGGGGGGCAAAAAAAAAUUCAGGAAAAACUCGAGAUUUUAACAAAAAAAAAAAACACAAAAAAUUCCCACUUUUCCCACUUUUUUUUUUUAUGUUUUCCUUCUCUUAAAAGCCAUGAGCAAAACUCCAAACUUUUUUCAGGGAAUGGGAACGGGAAUAACACAAAAUUAACCGGAUGCCUUUAAUCCUAACUCAUUAAAAACCACAAAAAAAAAAUCAUUUUUAUUCCUUAAUUUUUAUUUUUUUUUCUUGUGUAUCCAGAACGGGAAUUUUUUGGAUUUUUUCCCGCUCUGGAAUUGGCGUGGAUGGAAUUUUUGAUUUUUAAUUUUAAUUUUAAUUUGAAUUUUAAUUUUUUUUUUGGGAAUGCUUGGAAAGAAAACGCUGGAAUGAUUGAGGUGAAUGCCGGAAUUCCCAGAUUUUUUGGGAUGGUUUUUAUUUUUUCUCUCCCUUCAUCCCCAAGUUUGACUCAUGCCUUAAAAAAACAAAAAAAAACAACAAAAAAAAAGAAAAUAAGAGAAAGUUGGGACUUUUCCGCCGGGAAUUUUUUCCUGGAUUUCGUGGAUCCUUCCCGGAUUUUUUGGGGUUUUUUUGGGAGGGGGGAGGGGGGGAAAUCCCAAAUCCUGGAUUCCGUAGGCUCCGGAAAAACCCUGGGAAAAAAGAGAAUAAAACAGGGAAGGAGCCGGAAAUUCCCAAGGAUUCGCUGGCGGAGCACAAAUUUUGGGAAUUCCCCGGCGGGAGGAGAAGCGGGAAUUCCCAAAUUCUCGGAAUGUGGAGUUUGAAAGAAUUUUGGGGUGGAAAACCCUUGGAUUAUCCCAAAAAAAAACCAUGGAAUUGUAAAGGAAACCCCGGAGAGGGCGCAAGGAUGAACUCAGGAAUUACACGAGGAGGCCUUUCCCGGAAUUCCCGGAAUUCCCAUCCCAAAAUCCAAGUGCCGGAACCCUCGGGAAGAACAACAAAAAAAAGAGGGAAAAUCCCGGAUUUUUUCCCUCCCAGCACCUCCAAAUCCUUCGGAUUCGAGGCGAAAUCCCGCGGGAAAUGGAGAAAAAAAAAAGCAGGAAAAAGUCGGAAUUUUGGCGGCUUUGGAAAGGAAUUUUUCGGGAUUGGGGUUUUUUUGGGAAGGGUGGGAAUGUUGGGUUGUUGUUUUUUUUUUUUUUUUCAGAGCCAUUGCACUGCAAAAAAAAAAAAAAUAAAAUAAAAAAUUUAAAAUAAAAUAUAAAAAAAAUAAAAAAAAUUGGGAGAGUUCAGGGAAUUCCGGACUCAGGACGACGGAUCCGGAGAUUUCUCGGGAAUUCCGGAAUUCCCGAUGGAACCCGGGAGGAGGAAAAUUCAAAAAUAAAAAAAAAGCAGGAAGAGGAAGGAGGAAAAAAAAAAAAAAGA
This is a messenger RNA of Poecile atricapillus (Black-capped chickadee), 3529 nucleotides long. RefSeq names its product ETS variant transcription factor 3 (gene ETV3). Lineage: Eukaryota; Metazoa; Chordata; Aves; Passeriformes; Paridae. Gene Ontology annotation, biological process: regulation of transcription by RNA polymerase II; cell differentiation. Gene Ontology annotation, cellular component: nucleus. The transcript has 5 exons. Bases 118 to 1572 code for a protein of 484 amino acids. Gene Ontology annotation, molecular function: DNA-binding transcription factor activity, RNA polymerase II-specific; sequence-specific DNA binding. The record is from RefSeq and is a predicted model, not a curated record.